ACUUUCAACUUUAAACUUUACAGUAGAUACUCAAGUAGAAAGUAAUGGAAAUAAACCACAAAAUUUAUCAGUCCUGACCAUUGACUGUAAUUAACAUUUAAUCAGCCUAACCUAUAACCCAUAAUUCUGAAUUUCAUUGUUAGUAUGGUGGAGCCAAAUCCUAAUUUUGAUGCUGAAUUGAAACAUCAUUACUGGGCAGCAUCGUUUUUUCUACCGUUUGGCUCGAUUUUUGUCCUUGCUAUCGUGGUUCUGCUAAUGGUAUUAUUUAAAAGAUGUCCAUACGUAAUAGCUGGAGUUGCUACAUCACUACUUGCCAUGACUGUUAUAUUCGUAAUUAUCACGUCCUUCAAUAACACACCACUUUACUCUUAAAAAUGUAGAAAAGAAAACGUGUUCACCCACAUUUUCCAGAGGUUGCGAUUUUUUCUUUUUCACUGGCAAAAUGUGGUGCUGAUUUACUGAUCAUCAUUGUUAUCCUACAAUGUUCCGAAAAUAUACUUACUGUUAAACAACU
Molecule: messenger RNA, 514 nt
Organism: Neodiprion fabricii
Lineage: Eukaryota; Metazoa; Arthropoda; Insecta; Hymenoptera; Diprionidae
Exons: 3
Coding region: 145-372 (75 amino acids)
Source: RefSeq, a predicted model, not a curated record